Molecule: messenger RNA, 2233 nt
Organism: Arabidopsis arenosa
Lineage: Eukaryota; Viridiplantae; Streptophyta; Magnoliopsida; Brassicales; Brassicaceae
Source: the annotation of a GenBank genome assembly
UUUCUGAAGAACAACACCAAAGCAAAGCGUUGAAGAGAGAAGUAAAAAACAAAGAUAAACCCCAAAAGUAUCAAUUAAUUUCCAUUUUCGCCGCUAAGAUUUUGUUUUCGAACAUUUACACCCUCAAGAGUCACCGACAUGUGUGGAGGAGCUAUAAUCUCCGAUUUCAUUCCACCGCCGAGGUCUCGCCGUGUUACCAGCGAGUUUAUUUGGCCGGAUCUGAAGAAGAAUGUGAAAGGAUCGAAGAAAAGCUCGAAGAAUCGUUCUAAUUUCUUUGAUUUUGACGCUGAGUUCGAGGCUGAUUUCCAGGGUUUCAAAGAUGAUUCUUCUGUUGAUUGCGAUGAUGAUUUCGAUGUCGGUGAUGUUUUCGCCGAUGUGAAACCAUUCGUUUUCACUUCGACUCCGAAACCCGCCGCUACUACCGCCGCCGAAGCUUUUGGUAAGAAAGUUCAUGGGGAAGCUGAGAAAUCUGGAAAGAGGAAGAGGAAGAAUCAGUACCGAGGGAUUAGGCAACGUCCUUGGGGCAAAUGGGCUGCUGAGAUACGUGAUCCAAAAGAAGGUGCUAGAAUCUGGCUUGGAACUUUCAAGACAGCUGAGGAAGCUGCUAGAGCUUACGAUGCUGCAGCAAGGAGGAUCCGUGGAUCUAAAGCUAAGGUGAAUUUCCCUGAGGAAAACACCAAGGCUAAUUCUCAGAAACGCUCUGUGAAGGCUAAUCUUCAGAAACCAGUGGCUAAACCCAACCCAAACCCAAGUCCAGCUUUGGUUCAGAAUCUGAACAACUCCUUUGACAAUAUGUGUUUCAUGGAGGAGGAGAAACACCAAGUGAACAACAACAAUCAGUUUGGGUUGACAAACUCCGUUGAUGCUGGAUGUAACGGGUAUCAGUAUUUCAGCUCAGACCAGGGUAGUAAUUCGUUUGAUUGUUCUGAGUUUGGUUGGAGCGAUCAAGCUCCAAUAACUCCUGACAUCUCUUCUGCGCUAUUCUUUGAGGAAGCCAAUCCAGCUAAGAAGCUCAAGUCUUUGGAUUUCGAGACACCUUACAACAACACUGAAUGGGACGCUUCGCUGGAUUUCCUCAACGAAGAUGCUGUAACGACUCAGGACAAUUGUGCAAACCCUAUGGACCUAUGGAGCAUUGAUGAGAUUCAUUCCAUGAUUGGAGGAGAGUUGCUGUCUGAAAGCUUGUUUGCAUUGCAAGAAGCAAUAAGCCUCUAUCUUGAGGCCAAAUUUUCUCACGACGGUGACAAUAAUGUGACGGCCUUGUUCCUCUUCGGAGACUCUUUCUUGGAUGCUGGAAACAAUAAUUACAUAAAUACCACAACACUUGACCAAGCCAAUUUUCCACCUUACGGUCAAACAUUCUUUGGCCUCCCCACCGGAAGAUUCUCCGACGGUCGUCUCAUCUCCGAUUUCAUUGCGGAAUAUGCGAAUUUGCCGUUAAUUCCGCCGUUUUUGGAACCGGGAAAUAGUCAAAAGAAGCUUUACGGCGUCAACUUUGCGUCUGCUGGUGCUGGUGCUCUUGUGGAAACGUUCCAAGGUUCGGUUAUAAAUUUGAGAACACAAUUGGAUCACUACAAGAAAGUGGAGAGAUUGUGGAGGACAAAAUUUGGUAAAGAAGAAAGCAAGAAGAGAAUCUCAAGAGCUGUCUAUUUGAUAAGCAUUGGGAGCAAUGACUACUCAAGCCUUUUCUUGACCAAUCAAUCUCUUUCCAUUUCAAUGUCUCAACAUGUUGACAUUGUCAUUGGUAACCUGACUACAUUCAUUCAUGAAAUAUACAAGAUUGGAGGACGUAAAUUCGGGUUCUUGAAUGUGCCGGAUUUGGGUUGUUUUCCGGCUUUACGAAUACUACAACUGAAGAAUGAUUCUUGCUUAAGAGAUGCUUCAAGAUUAGCAAACAUGCAUAACAUAGCUCUGGCAAAUCUCUUGUUUAAAAUGCAAAGACAAGUCAAGGGCUUCAAGUUCUCCCUCUUUGACAUGAACAAAAGCCUCAGAGUCAGAAUGCAACAUCCUUCUAAAUUUGGUAAGUCGACUCUUUGUGGAUUUUCUUGGGCUAUUCCACCACUUAUUCAUUAAGGGGCCCAUUAAAAUAUAUGUUCAUAACCCAAUACCAUUUUUGUGAUAAAUAAAAGGGUUUAAAGAAGGGGAAGAAGCAUGUUGUGGAACAGGGAAGUGGAGAGGAGUAUUCAGCUGUGGAGGGAAGAGAAUUGUGAAAGAAUAUAAGUUGUGUGAGAAU